AUGGGCGCACGGGUCACCUUUGGCAGGCCCACUGUUGAUGACAUCAUCUCGGCUCUCCAGGUCGCCAUGGCCUUCCCUCUGGUUGGCAAGGGGAAACGACCUUAUGAGGUGCUUGUGGCGUGGCGCCUGCGUGACAUGUGGCCGAAGCUGGAGAAGUGGCUGCGUGAAAUGGAGAUUCUGCCCUGCCUAGAAAGGAGGGAGGAGGCCGCUGUCACCUCUGCCGCACAUGGCCUGCACAUUGAGGGUCGCAACAACCCGGGGAAGCGGCCUUAUGAGGUGCUUGUGACCAGGCGCCUGCGCAACAUGUGGCCGCAGCUGAAAAAAUUCCUGCAUGAAAUUGAAAUUGUGGCCACGCUUGAGACCAGGAAGGCAGCCAUGCUCCCCUCUGUGGACCAUGCUUUGGUCAUGGAGGCCCAGAGCAGCCCAGAACCAAAACUUCCAAAACCCCCCAUACCAAUUGAACAGCUGAAAUUGGAGGGCAAUCAGUUCUACGCCCUACAGCAGUAUGUCGAAGCUGCUGACAGCAAUCGCGCCAUUGCCUAUCUGCAACUGGGUCUGCAUGCAAAGGCGCUUGCGGAUGCUGAGGAGGCGAUAAGGCUGAACCCAAAAUACAUCAAAGGUUAUGCCCGGAAGGGGCUGGCCCUGGAAAAGUUGGGAAGGGUGGCUGAUGCGCGCGCACACUAUCGGGGGUGUAUCUUCACUCUCAAGCGCAACGAGUGCUUUAAAACUGCCCUCCAAAGAAUGGAGACCAACAACUUGUAG
This is a messenger RNA of Coccomyxa subellipsoidea C-169, 762 nucleotides long. RefSeq lists its product as hypothetical. The transcript is spliced from 7 exons. Gene Ontology annotation, molecular function: Hsp90 protein binding. Bases 1 to 762 code for a protein of 253 amino acids. Lineage: Eukaryota; Viridiplantae; Chlorophyta; Trebouxiophyceae; Coccomyxaceae. The record is from RefSeq and is a predicted model, not a curated record.